AGUAUUUCUGCCAUCUUUGUUUGCAUUGCAGUGAGUCAUCAAAAGUCUGUCUUGUACCAACACCCGGAGCCUGCAUUCCUCUGGCACACCAUGCCGCUGUUUUCAAAGCCGGCCCGGGCGCUGGCAGGGGCCCCGGCUCGCCCGUCAAAGGCGGCUAUUCAUCCCCGUGCUGCCUGGAUGUCCGUCCGCAUCCGGCCCCUUCAUUUAGAUGCUGCGCGCUGCCUGGAGGGAGAGCCGGGCUGGGUGCAGCUGAGCCGGGCUGCCCGCGCGCUGCCCCCCCGCCCCUCCCCCCGGCUCCGCACCUCCCCGCCCCACGGCUCCCGCGCCGUUUGCUGCAUUCCCCGAGCAGCUGGCGGCUGCGGGCACGGCGGCCGGCGGAGCGGGCAGUGCGGGGCCCCGGGCGGCGGCGGCCAGAGAUGUGCCCGCUGGGGCCGCUCCCGCGCUGAGAGUCGGAGGCCUCCCGCGCCCGCCCGCCGCCCGCCAUGUCUCAGAUGCUGCACAUUGAGAUCCCCAACUUCGGGAACACGGUGCUGGGCUGCCUGAACGAGCAGCGCCUGCUGGGCCUCUACUGCGAUGUGUCCAUCGUGGUCAAGGGCCAGGCCUUCAAGGCCCACCGGGCGGUGCUGGCCGCCAGCAGCCUGUACUUCCGCGACCUGUUCAGCGGCAACAGCAAGAGCGCCUUCGAGCUGCCGGGCUCGGUGCCGCCCGCCUGCUUCCAGCAGAUCCUGUCCUUCUGCUACACGGGCCGGCUGACCAUGGCGGCCAGCGAGCAGCUCGUGGUCAUGUACACGGCCGGCUUCCUGCAGAUCCAGCACAUCGUGGAGCGCGGCACCGACCUGCUCUUCAAGGUGAGCUCGCCCCACUGCGACUCGCAGACCGCCGCCAUGGAGGACACCGGCUCCGAGCCCCAGAGCCCCUGCCACCAGCUGCCGCCCGCCGCGCCGGCGCCCCCCUACGCCGUGUCCCCCGCCGUGCCCAUCCCGCUGCUGACCCGCGUGAAGCACGAAGCCUCGGAGCUGCCCCCGGCUGCCGCCGCCCCGGGCCUGGCCGCCAAGCGCCCGCUGGAGCCCGGGCCCCGGGACGGCGCGGCGGGCACCGCGGUGGCAGUGGCGGCCGGCCCGGCCCCGCUCAAGCUGCCCCGCGUCUCCUAUUACGGGGUGCCCGGCCUGGCCACCCUCAUCCCCGGCAUCCAGCAGGUGCCCUACCCCCAGGGGGAGCGGACCAGCCCCGGCGCCAGCAGCCUGCCCACCACCGACAGCCCCACCUCGUACCACAACGAGGAUGACGAGGAGGAGGACGAGGCCUACGACACGAUGGCGGAGGAGCAGUACGGCCAGAUGUACAUCAAAGCGUCCGGCGGCUACGCAGUGCCCGAGAAGCCGGAGCCAGUGCCACUGGAGAGCCGCUCCUGCGUCCUCAUCCGCCGGGACCUGGUGGCCCUGCCCGCCAGCCUCAUCAGCCAGAUCGGGUACCGCUGCCACCCCAAGCUGUACUCGGAGGGCGACCCGGGCGAGAAGCUGGAGCUGGUGGCAGGCUCCGGCGUCUGCAUCACGCGGGGCCAGCUCAUGAACUGCCACCUGUGCGCGGGCGUCAAGCACAAGGUGCUGCUGCGCCGGCUGCUCGCCACCUUCUUCGACAGGAACACGCUGGCCAACAGCUGUGGCACCGGCAUCCGCUCGUCCACCAGUGACCCCAGCCGCAAACCGCUGGACAGCCGGGUCCUCAACGCCGUGAAACUGUACUGCCAGAACUUCGCGCCCAGCUUCAAGGAGAGCGAGAUGAACGUGAUCGCGGCCGACAUGUGCACCAACGCCCGGCGCGUCCGCAAGCGCUGGCUGCCCAAGAUCAAGUCCAUGCUGCCCGAGGGCGUGGAGAUGUACCGCUCCGUCAUGGGCGCCUCGGCUGCCGGCGUGGCCCUGGAUCCCGAGUUCCCGGCCGCCGCCCAGGUGUUCGAGCAGCGGCUGUACGCGGAGCGGCGGGGCGACGCGGCCGCCCUCGUGGCCCUGAGGACUGACGCCGCCCCCGCCGACCCGCCCUUCGAGGCCGGGGAGGAGGCCGAGGGGGCCGGCCCCGUCAUCCAGGAGGUGGCCGCGCCCGAGCCGCUGCCCGCCGACGGGCAGAGCCCCCCGCGGCCCUUCGAGCAGGGCGGCCCGGGCUCCCGGCCCCCCACGCCCGCGGCCCGCCGGCCGGACGCCGCCUACGCGGGGACCCUGUAGGGCCGGCCGGCCUGCUAGCUGCUUGCAUGCGUUACUAAUACAACCAAUGUGAUCGAGCCACUCACCCACGAACGGCGCUGCCUGAAAACAAUGUGAUUCCUAUCCCGCUUGUAUUUAAGGUCCAUGAAGGAGACGGCACCCGGACUGUGAGCCAGGAGCCCCGGGUGCUCCAGCUCGGUCUCCACGUGUAGCUUCUCCCCCUUCUGGACGGAUCGGGCGCGCGGGCCGGGUGCCCGGCCGAGCCCCACCCCUCCCUGCCCCCCUGCCAGGGCGAAGCCAGGGACCCGCCCGCCGCCCCCCUGUGGCCGAACCCCUGCUGUCUCCUUCCUCCUGCACCGGGCCAGGCGGCCGGUCCCUGUGCGGGUGCGUGUGCGUGUGCGUGUGGGAGGGUGACCAGCCGUGAUGGGCCUUGCUGUCCCGGGACAGGAGAAAGGGCUCCUGGCUGGACCUGGGCUCCGCCCCACGGCCCCUCUCCCCCUCGCACCGGGGCCCCCUCCCCGGCUCCAGCCAGGUGCCGGCUGACCUGUGGGGCGUGGCCGCCUCCCGGGGGCCGGUGCUCCGCCGUGACAGGAUUCUGUGUGUGCCUUUGGGUCUGAACUCGGCUCCUCCGUGCACGACCUGGGACCUUUCAGACCCAAAGAGCGGACGGCGAGGGAGGACGGGGUGUCCCUGCCCCGACCACCGUGGUUGGGGGCGGGUCCUCUGCACAGGCCACGCCGGGGCAGGCGGCCCCCGGACGGCAGCCAGAGUGGUGCUGAGGCGAGGCCUUUGGGCCGGCCUGCAGCUGGGGGCCUGCUUGGUGAGGCAGGAGCCGGGCUGGGGCGGGGCGGGGCCGUGCUGUGCUCUGACCUGACCGUGGGGGAGCCCCACGCCGAGGCUGCGGGGGCCGGGGGGGCGGUGAGCACGGGCCGAGCGCGGCAGGUGGCAGGGCGCCCGGGCAGCAGGCGGGGGUCAGAGGGCACAGGGAGGGCGGCGAGGACCGGCCCCCGGAGCGGGGUGCUGGAGGAAUGGGGCUCCACCUCCCCAGCCCCCCACCCCCUGUGACUCAGGACCCACAAAGCCGAGCCACAUGGGGCCCCAAGGUGGGGCAGCCUGGGGCGGGGUGGGGGGCUUCUUCCCAGGCUGCGCGGAGCCUCCUGCCCCCCAUCCCCACCCCCCACCUGUGCCUGGCCUCCGGAGAGAUCUGGCAGCUUCCGGAAGGGGUGGAGGCUGGAGGGGGGGCAGGACCCAGGGUGGGAGGGAGCCGGAGCUGAGCUCAGUCCUUCCACCGCUGUCCCUGCCGGGGUCCUGUGCCCAAAGGGGCUGCGUCUCUGGGGCUUCAGACCAGCCACCUGGCCUCGCGCCCUUCCCCCCCCCCCCCCCCCGCCCCGGCCCAAGAGGGACCAGACGUGGGUCCUCCUGGGAGUGAGAGGAGGCGUGCCCUCAGCACCCUCAGGUGGACUCGGGGCCCUGCAGGUGGUGGAGGGUGAGGCUGACCCACCAUCUCCCCGCGGAGUUUCCUUGAUUUGCUCCCCCACCCAAAUUUGCACUUUAAUUUGACCCCCCUGGGGACCUCGGGCCUCCGUCCUGGCUGCGGACGGACGGAGGGCUCCCUGUCUCCCUCUCUCUCCUCCACCCCAGAGCGGGCACGGGCCCGCCGGGGCCAGGAAGCCAGGGCGCUCGGCCGGCCAGCGUGGCCGCACAGAGAAGGCCGGGCCGAGGCUCAGGCCAGCACAAUGUCCGUGGCCUCCGCCCCGAUGGCUGACCAUCGCCGUCCGCCCUGUGGCUCCGGGGGGCGGGGAGGGGGAAAGGCCGAGCGCAGGUGAAACUUGAAUCGUUCAAUGUGAAUGGGCCUGAGCUCCCGGCCCGAGGGCCAGGCCGGCGUUUUGCACUAAGUGCCCCGUGUGGGCGUGGGCGUGGGCGUGGGCCCGGCGCCUGGCGGGCGGCGUGGCUGAUGAUUGUAUGUGCUGGCGCCCGGCCGGGCGUCCCUGGGGGCCGCGGGGCCUGGCCCGCAGGCCUUCCAGAGUGCCUUAGCACCUUCCCUCUCCCCUCACCCGCCCCUUCCUCUGUUUACACGACUCCUUCCCGUCCCGCGGCCACCCUCGCCCCACGCCCUCGCCCCACGCCCCGUGGACGAGAGACAAGCCACUCAGCGUCUGUGAGAAGCUGCACCUUCUCCCAAGCUUGACUGUUAGCGACACGCACCCACACGCACCUGUCACGAGCGAGGCUCCUGGGGAGGGGCGGGCACCCACGGUGUGGCUGACGUGGCAGCCACGGGCCCGGGGUCCGGCCACGCCCCGCCCUCCUGCAGGGAGCGGCUGGGGUGGCGGAGGGCGAGGGUCCCGGGGCCCCCCGGGGGGGACCAGCCGUGGGACGGAUACUGUGAGCACGGCGGGGCCCCAGCCAUGGCGGCCUCGGUACUUGAAUUCUGUCUUGUUUUCUGCACUGUGUCUGGCCUUGGCCAGAGUUCUCUGUGGUCACUAACUGUGCAUUGGAUCCUGUUGUCUUACUGCCCUGACCGGACGCGAGGCCGGGAGAGCCCUCAGGGUGGACCCACAGCCCUGCAAUGGGGGGCCGGGCAGGGCUCCUGAGCCGCGGGGUGUUUGUGUUGAGAGCUGGAAGGAAGGCGGGAGGGGGGACUGGGGUCCCCGGGUGAGGGACUCGAGGAUGCGGCCCUGACCUGUCCCCCUCGGCAGCAGCACUGGCCCAGGGCCAGCCUCCCCGGCAGUGGCUGCUCCGAUUCCCCUCCGACGGGCGAUCUUUAUGGCAAUACUUUGCCGUAGGAAAAGGCCGAUGGCCCCAAACCACCUGGAAACUCGGAGAAAGCCUUUGCCUCAGCCGCAGCAACCCCGCAGAAUGGGGCACUCAGGUGCCCUGAGCUUUAGCUGCUGCUGCCGGGCCCGGCACUGGCGGCCCCACCCAGCACCCCCACCCGGCAUCCGGGACCGAGACCCUGAGGGCCAGUGCGAGCUGUUUCUGUCGUGGCGAAGGUUUGGGGUUGUUGUUUGUUUGUUUGUUUGUUGUGGUUCUUUGGGGGGAAAAAACCUGGAAAGGAAAAUUACGCAGGAUCUAAAAGGUUCGGCUUGGACCACCUGCUCGCAUUCCGGUCGGUCGCUUCCCUGUUCGCGUUUUGCACAUGACUGUAAUUUCUACGUCCACAGAAGCCAAAACUCGCAAUACUGUUCUCACCAGA
Pipistrellus kuhlii (Kuhl's pipistrelle) is the source of this 5391-nucleotide messenger RNA. RefSeq names its product NACC family member 2 (gene NACC2). Gene Ontology annotation, biological process: regulation of transcription by RNA polymerase II. The record is from RefSeq and is a predicted model, not a curated record. Lineage: Eukaryota; Metazoa; Chordata; Mammalia; Chiroptera; Vespertilionidae. Gene Ontology annotation, molecular function: DNA-binding transcription factor activity, RNA polymerase II-specific; RNA polymerase II cis-regulatory region sequence-specific DNA binding; protein binding. Bases 483 to 2216 code for a protein of 577 amino acids. The transcript is spliced from 6 exons.